AUGUCCGACCUUGCUCGUCUCAUGCUAACUAUUGGGUCGUGGCUACGAAUGCGCCGCAGCCGUUGUUUUUUGCUCUUACUCUGUUCCCCUCUUUUCCUCCCUUUUCUCUGCGCCACUUUCCCCUUCCUUUGCAUAGCCGAAGCUUACGUUCGGAUUUGUCGGCGAAGAAGGAGCGGAAAGGCGGCGGCGACGUCGCAGGAAGAGGAGGAGAAUCAGCUGCGGCGAUGUGAAGAGGGUUGUUAUGGGGGUAAAGAAGAAGAGACGGAAGUUAGGCUGCUACAGAGGUAUUUAGAAGAUCAGUUGGCGCUCGUUGGAUCUGCUUAUGAAUGCGGCGAUGACUUUGAUCAUCAUGAUCAUCAUCAUCAAGAUGCUGAUCGUGAUCUUGACUGUAAAGUUGCACUUUUGAGUUAA
Molecule: messenger RNA, 411 nt
Organism: Durio zibethinus
Lineage: Eukaryota; Viridiplantae; Streptophyta; Magnoliopsida; Malvales; Malvaceae
Source: RefSeq, a predicted model, not a curated record